Messenger RNA from Cheilinus undulatus (humphead wrasse), 5385 nucleotides. RefSeq names its product glutamate receptor, ionotropic, delta 2 (Grid2) interacting protein, a (gene grid2ipa). The transcript has 23 exons. Gene Ontology annotation, molecular function: protein binding. Bases 204 to 4064 code for a protein of 1286 amino acids. Gene Ontology annotation, biological process: regulation of DNA-templated transcription. The record is from RefSeq and is a predicted model, not a curated record. Lineage: Eukaryota; Metazoa; Chordata; Actinopteri; Labriformes; Labridae.
GGGAGGCAUUGGCCCUGGUAUCCCACAUAUGUGACCUUAGAGGAAGGCUUGAAUUAAGAAGCUGGUUGGAAGAUUUUGGAGGAAGUGAGCUCAGGUGAGGAGCGGCUCGAGGGUGUCAGAGGGCACCCUUUGGCUGCAUCCACCUCCAGGCCGGGGGUGAAGGGAGGCUGGCUGGAACGUGCCCCGCCGCAAGCCGGGCAAGGAUGAGGCGUUUCCUGAGCAGAAAGGGCCGCUUCUCCCUGCGCCAGAGCAAGUCUGGGACCCGGAGUGCAGCCAAAGACUUCUACCUCGGCCUUCCAGCCACCAAUCAGAACUGGCCUGAAGCGUUUGGCUUCCGUCUGGGUGGCACUGGGCCAAGCUACAUCCUGUCCGUUGUGGAGGGCAGUAGCGCCUACCUGGCUGGCCUGCAGCCCGGGGACCAGGUGGUAGACAUCGAGGGCCAAGAUGUGACCAACCUCAGCACGCCAGCACUGAUCGCUCUGGCUCAGACCCUCAAGACCGUCCCACCCAGCAUCGGCGUGGUGUCACGGAUUGAACAGAUUGACAUCACUCCAGGCCCUGAUGGCCGCUUUGGCUUCACCAUUGUAGGAGACAGCCCUCUGAUGGUGGAGGACUGCAUGCCCAAUGGUCCAGCAGCUCGCAGCGGCCUCAAAGUCCGGGACUAUGUCAUGGAGGUCAACGGCAUUCCAGUGAAACACCAUGAAACGGCAGCAGCCAUGAUCAAAGCAGCUCAGGGUCGACCUCUGCGUCUGGGCGUGCUCAGUAUGGCCCGACGACCAAAGCGCCUGAGCAGCAGCAUGAGGGUGCUAUCGCAGAGCGGGGACAGCGUCAGGGAGAGUCGAGCCCACAAGGCCAUGGAGUUUAAUAAGAAAGUGGAGGAAGUGCUCGGAGAGGAGCCAGAUGUGAAGGAACAGCUGUUUGAGGUGCUGAAGCAGUACGCCGCUGAGAGGGACGUGGAGAGUCUGGCUGAGGCCCUGCCUGAUAUUUUGAUCACAGAGGAGCAUCAGCAGCUGAUCGACAGCGUCAGGAUCUUCAUUCCCAAGAAGCACCGGGAGCGUUUUGACGAGGUGGUUUCCCAGAGUCUGAUGAGCAGGAUCAAAGGGCGGAGCUUCAGCGACCCCAGCCGUAGCCAGUUCCGCCGCAGCAGGAGCGAGGACCAUCCCGAGCGCCUCCUCGUCUCCACUCGUGCUAGCUCAGUGCCACGCACCCACGCAGAGGAAGGCGGGGCCCUCCCAGCACGCGGCAUGCGGAAGACCACCUCGCUCAUAGCUGGGCACUCCAGCGGCAACUCCACCAACUGCAGGACGGUCCGAGUAUGUAAGGGCAACAUGAGCUUUGGUUUCACUCUCAGGGGCCACGCUCCAGUCUGGAUCGACUCCAUCAUCCCUGGAAGCCCAGCAGACAAAGCUGGUCUGAAACCAGGAGACCGAAUCCUGUUUCUCAACGGCCUGGACAUGAGGACCUCGUCCCAUGAGAAGGUAGUGUCCAUGCUGCAGGGCAGUGGUGCCAUGCCCACUCUGGUUGUGGAGGAUGGUCCACCUUCUUUCACCAUGUCAGAGCAGGACCUCGCAGGUGGCGGCGUUCCAACAGAGCGUGCCCGCUCCCCUGUGCUCAGCUCCCUGCAGUGGGUGGCAGAGAUCCUGCCCCCUAGUAUCCGGGUUCAAGGCCGCACCUUCGGACAACAGCUGGAGCACCUGCUGACCAUCCAGGAGCGGUACACCAUCUGCAAGGCAUUGGAGAACUUCUUCCAGCACAGGAACGUGGACACUCUGAUCGUGGAUGUGUUCCCAGUCCUCGACACUCCGGCCAAACAGGUGAUCUGGCAGUUUGUCUACCAACUUCUAACAUACGAGGAGCAGGAACACUGCCAGAGCAAGAUCUCACGCUUCCUUGGUUUCAAAGCUCCAGGCCUUCGUUCAGAGCCAGUGCUGGAGGUAGGGAUGAGGUUGGCUCCAGGAGAGAGACAGUCAGGCGAUGGUACCUCUCUUCCAGAAACUCCCAACAACCUCACCAAUCUGUCAGCUGUGUACGCUGAACUGGAAAACAUGUAUUCAGCCAAGAGGUCCAAGUCUCUGAAGAGCCGUCCUCCUCCUGCCCCAGAGAGUUUGCUGGAUCUGGAGCCCCCCUCUCGCACAUCCUCCCCUACAAUACACGCUAACACAGGAAGCCGCAAAGGCCCCCCUCUUCCCACAUCCUGGCCAGAGCCCCUUCCAAGCCCCCCUGCAGCCCAGUUUUAUUCAUCAGGCCUAACAAGCCAGACCAGUGGAGAUUCCAAUCCUUACAUCAGCCUGGAUAGUCCCCCUCCAUCGCCUCCAGAGCCCCCUGACUACCCGUCCAGUCCCCCCGCUCAUCGAAGCAGCAAGCGGCGCUACACCUUCUCCAAACCGCCACGCUCAGAGGACACAGAUCGUUUUCUGGAUGCGCUGAGUGAGCAGCUGGGGCAGAGGGUGGCAAUCGUUGACGACUUCCUGACCCCAGAGAAUGACUAUGAGGAGAUGACCUUCCCAGAUGAGGAGGAUGAUGAUAAUGAAGAGGACUUAGGGAUGGACGAAGAGGAAAAUGGAGGCUUUGUUGCCCCUGAGCUCAGCAGUCCUAGUGAUGUCCAAAGCAGCAGUGGGGAAGAAAAUGCAUCCUCACUUACCUACUCUUCCUCCUCUGACCAUAUCCCUCCACCUCCAAUGACUCCUCCACCGCCCCCACCUGUGCAAUUCAACGACCAGCCACCAAGUCAGUCCCACCACAAGCAAUCCCAUAACCAACCGCAGUCCCUCCCCCACUCUCUGUCUGACCCAACGGAGCACCUGGAGCCACCACCACCUCCACCUCUACCCCCACCCUGCUCCCCUCCACCCUUGCCGAGGCCAUCGCUAUCCAGGAUGGACUCCAACCACAUGAGUGUGAAGAGGUUACGCUGGGAGCAAGUGGAAAACUCAGAGGGGACUAUCUGGGGACAGCUGGGAGCAAAUUCUGACUAUGAGAAACUGCAUGAUAUGGUGAAGUACCUGGAUCUGGAGCUGCACUUUGGAACACAGAAGAGCUCUAUGCCUACUCUGGAGCCGCCUCCACCAGAAACCUUCAAGAAGAAAGAUGUGAUUGAAAUUUUGUCCCAUAAGAAAGCCUACAAUGCCUCCAUCCUGAUAGCCCACCUGAAGCUGUCUCCUGGGGAGCUUCGUCAGGUGCUGAUGAACAUGGCCACUGAUAGGCUGGAGCCGGCCCACAUCAAACAGCUGCUGCUGUACGCUCCAGAUGCAGAGGAAGUGAAAAAGUAUGAAGAGUACAGACAGGACCCGAGCAAACUCAGCGAGCCUGACCAGUUUGUGCUGCAGAUGUUGUCUGUACCGGAGUACAAGACCCGCCUGCAGAGCCUCCUCUUCAAAUGUUCACUGCAGGAGAAGACAGAGGAGUUGAGGGGAGCGUACGAUUGUCUCUACAAAGCUUCAGUGGAGCUGAAAUCAAGCAAGAAGCUGGCAAAGAUACUGGAGUUUGUGUUGGCGAUGGGGAACUACUUGAACAACAGCCAGCCUAAAACCAACAAGACGACAGGCUUCAAGAUCAACUUCCUCACAGAGCUGAGCACGACUAAAACGGUGGAUGGGAAGUCGACAUUUCUACACAUUCUGGUCAAGUCUCUAUGUCAGCACUUUCCUGAAGUGUUGGAUUUCUCCAAAGAUCUAACCAUGGUUCCUCUUGCAGCCAAAAUCAACCAGAGGACGAUCACAUCGGACCUGACUGACCUUCAAACGACCCUCCAGGACAUCCGCUCAGCCUGUCAGAAGAUGCCGGCGACUGCUGAGGACCGUUUCGCUGUAGUCAUGAGCAACUUUCUGGAAAACAGUCACCCAGCCAUCCAGUCUCUGGAGUCCCUGCAACAGAGAGCAAUGGAAGAAUUCAGCAAAACUGCCUCUUUCUUCGGGGAAGACGGCAAAUCCACCAACACUGAGGCUUUCUUUGGGAUCUUUGCAGAAUUCAUGGCGAAAUUUGAGAGAGCUCUCAGUGAGCAGCAGGCUGCAGAAAACCCAAAGAGCCCCAGAAGUCCACGUAUGGCCUCCCCUCUGGCCUGGUAACACACAUUUAACACAUUCAGUAUGUUGAGAUGACUUCAGUGUAUUAAUAAAGACACCCUCAGACAGUAUGUAAAUAUAUUUACUGUAUAAAUAUGUAUUAACACACAACACACAGCUAAGUGCACAAUCUGAGCAAAAAAAACAAGACUUUAUGUUUUUGGGUGAAUUUAAGAUGGAGACUUUUACAUCAAAGAUGGACGAUUAGCUUUAUAUCAGUGAUAUAAUAUGUUCUGUUUAUCCUUUCAAGAUAAAACUGAGUUUUCUUAAAGUCUGACAGGUAAAUAUAUAAGACAAAUACCUUAAAGGAAACUGUUUAACAUGCUGUUACCAAGUGAAACAUAGUUCCUCAGUUAACAUCCUUCAAGUUCUCUUACUGUAAGAGUUCAGUGGUUCUACAGUCAAAUCUUUGUUUUAUUUAUUCAGAGCUAAGAAUAAGAAAUAGAUUUACAAUAUUAAACUUUAUUCUGAAAUAGGUAUGUUGACAUACAUCCACAUUAGAACCCAAAAUUGUUUUCCUUACUAAGCUGAUGUUUUUGUGUUUGUUUUAAACAUGUACUUGAGGUGAUCUGGAACUGACAUUCACGCCUAUUUUUGACUUUAUUGUUUACAAUUCUCCAAGCACUGUCUGUAGCACAUGUAGCAUUAUAGCUGUGUGAAGAUGUUUGUCAGUGUUGAAUUUUCUUAUAUAGAGUGACUUCAAGUCUGGCAGCAAGCUAGACAGUUCAAGGCCCAGUUGUGGUCCCAAAUUCCUAAAUUUGAUGCUUGUUAUUAUUUUGCUGCUCUCAAUCGAGUCAGAUCAUCCCUGAUCUCUAAACUGAAAUAUCAACCUUGUCUUAAAAAUAACACCCUGACUGAACUUCCCUUUACAGAAUACUUAAACCAGCUAGAGUACAUACACUGAAAAGCAUCAUCAAGCGGAUUUGGCACUUUUGCAGCUCACAAACAUGGCUGUAAAGAUAAACGUAACUGUGAGCCAGGGGUAUGGCUCAGGGCCAUACCGCAACCAACUGACCACCAUAUUUGAUUUCUUCUGAGGUCAUGUUUGAUCAUGCAUUUCUGUUAGAUCUCAGUCUCUGAAAUCAUUACCAUCCCAGAGCCAAACUCCAAAAUUGAGCAUCAAGGCCUUAAGUAUGAACACGGCCUAAGAUUGCUGUUUCAUUUCAGCCAGUGACCUUGUGAACCGGUUCCUUUCAGCUGAGCACACUAGCGGCUGUUAGUUUCAUUUUUUUCUUUACAUUAAAUACACUGCUGAUGUGUAUUUUUUGAUUAAAAAAACAUAUUUAAUACUACACAGACAUAUGUGAGGUUUACAUCAGCUGCU